AUUAAAUAUGUAAUGUAUUGAUUCCCUCCACAGAAUGGACGAUAAAGGAGAAGUGAAGUGUAUCAAGUUCUCCAUUGGAAAUAAGAUCUUGGCAGUUCAGAGAACUUCAAAAUCUGUGGAUUUCAUCAACUUCAUACCCGACUAUCCGCACACAGAGUUCACUCAGGAGUGCAAGACGAAGAACGCUAAUGUUUUGGGUUUCUGUUGGACCAACUGGAAUGAGAUUGUCUUCAUCACUGACCAGGGAAUAGAGUUCUACCAGGUGUUUCCAGACAAGCGCAGUCUGAAGCUGUUGAAGAGUCAGAGCAUCAAUGUGAACUGGUACCAGUACUGUCCAGAGACGGCCGUCAUCCUGCUGUCCACCACCGUGCAGGGAAACAUCCUGCAGCCCUUCGCCUUCAGGAAUGGGACCAUGUCUAAGAUGACCAAGUUUGAGAUCGAGCUGCCGGUCAUCCCCAAACCUGCCAAACUCAGUCUGUCGGAGAGAGACAUCGCCAUGGCAACCAUUUAUGGUCAGCUGUUUGUGAUGUAUCUGAAGCAUCACUCAAGAACAGCCAACAGUCCCAGUGCAGAAGUGGUGCUGUAUCACCUACCGAGGGAUGGGGCGUGUAAGAAGAGUCAUGUGUUGAAGCUGAACACGACGGGGAAGUUUGCUCUGAACAUCGUGGACAACCUGGUGGUGGUUCAUCACCAGAGUUCACAGACGUCUCUGAUCUUCGACAUCAAGCUGAAGGAACCAGACUGCGCUGUCAACACACACCAACCUGUCCUACCUGCCCGCUCCAUACACCCCUACAGGAUACCAUUGUCAGGUCCAGCCGUUGUUCCCUCUCAGCCUCCUGUUCCGUGUCAGCUCUACUCUUCCUCCUGGAGCGUCUUCCAACCCGACAUCAUCAUCAGUGCCAGCGAAGGUUAUCUCUGGUACUUGCAGGUGAAGUUGCCUCCAACCGUCAACCUGCUGCAGGACAAAGGCAAACUGAUGGACUUCCUGUUACGACGGAGAGACUGCAAGAUGGUCAUCCUGUCUGUCUGCUCACAGAUUCUGGAGGGCGGAGAGAAGGGAAGUCUUCCCGUCGUGGCGACCGUCUUCGACAAACUGAACCAGGUGUAUAAAGAAUACCUGGAGGCAGAGCAGACCUACACCGUGGCGAUGGAGUCCGGUCCCAGUCGAGGCAGCGCGGCCCAGAAGCGCCCAGUCAGAACCCAGGCGGUCAUUGACCAAUCAGACAUGUACACACACGUCCUGUCAUCUUUCACAGAGAGCAAGGGCGUCUCCCAUAAAUUCAUCAUUGCAGUGUUGAUGGAGUACAUCCGCUCUCUGAACCAGUUCCAGAUCACUGUACAGCAUUACCUGUAUGAGUUGGUGAUUAAGACGUUGGUGCAACACAAUCUCUUCUACAUGCUGCACCAGUUCCUGCAGUAUCACGUCCUCAGCGACUCCAAACCGCUGGCCUGUUUACUUCUGUCCCUGGAGAGUACAUACCCGCCUGCACACCAGCUGUCACUGGACAUGUUGAAGCGUCUGUCCACGGCCAACGAUGAGAUUGUUGAGGUCCUGCUGUCGAAGCAGCAAGUUCUGGGCGCGCUCAGAUUCAUCCGCAGUGUCGGCGGCCAUGACAACGUGUCGGCCAGGAAGUUUCUGGACGCAGCGCAGCAGACCGGAGACCAGAUGUUGUUCUACACCGUGUUCAGGUCGUUCCAGCAGAGGAACCAACGGCUGAGAGGAAGUCCCAGCUUCAACCCCGGAGAGCACUGUGAGGAGCAUGUGGUUCACUUCAAGCAGCUGUUUGGAGAUCAGGCUCUGAUGAAACCGUCCACUGUGUGAACCACCGGGACCAAAACACACACAGACUGUGAACCGGAUCACAGCAGGCUGGUUGGACUGAG
This is a messenger RNA of Larimichthys crocea (large yellow croaker), 1887 nucleotides long. RefSeq names its product regulator of MON1-CCZ1 (gene rmc1). The coding region runs from base 35 to 1825 and encodes 596 amino acids. The transcript is spliced from 19 exons. NCBI's taxonomy places the organism in Eukaryota, Metazoa, Chordata, Actinopteri, Sciaenidae. Gene Ontology annotation, cellular component: late endosome membrane; Mon1-Ccz1 complex; lysosomal membrane. Gene Ontology annotation, biological process: regulation of autophagy. The record is from RefSeq and is a predicted model, not a curated record.